CAGAUCCUGAUAUUAGGCCAAAGGUAUUUAUACAGUCCUGUCGCCUCGAUGCUCAAUGUCCAGGUUAUUUUUAGACCCUUCAGUGAGUUGUGGGUCAGUUGUUCGUGGGUCCGGUUGCCACACAAGCACGAGAGCGAGAGAGAGAAGAGAGAGCGACAAGAGGGGUCAAUGUUCUUGAGGCUGUUCCCUGCUCAGGUGUCCGGGGGUCCGUGUGAGGACCCUGUGGUGACGGAAGCCCAUGUCAUGUCGAGGGAUUACAUCAGCUUUGUGACGGGCAGGACCACGAAGGCAGCUCCCAGCCCAGCCUCCGCAGCGCUCCGCCACGCUGGCACCGACCUGAUGGGGAAAUAUCCCAUCUUCUUCAAGCGCUGGCCACGGAUCUUCAGGGACGUCCGGCUGGACAACGCCUGCGACUUCCUGAUCAAGAUCCUGGACGAGCAUUUUCAGCCGGAGGAGUCCUGGCAGCGCAAGCGACUGACCUGGAGUGGGAUCCUCUCCAUCUACGUGCUGGCCGGACAGAUGGCCAUUUACUGCCAGGAGAACGGGAUGGGGUCGGUGCUGGAGGAGCUCGAGGUGAGGGUGGGACAGUACGUGGAAGCCAAGGUGUGUCCGGACAUCGUAGAUAAGGGAGGAUGGUCCGGCUUCGUCGAGCGAUACACUAAGAAAGAGAAUGCGGAGCAGUCGGUGGCCCGUGGGUGCUGCGGCACGCUGCUGUUGCUGAGCGCUGGCUUGCUCGCUUACUACGUCUACAGGAAACGCUUGUGCUGAGGGGAGAGGGGACAGCGGCAACAACAAGGAGAGACGUUCACGGAUACCUGCGGACACUGACGCCGCACUGGGUGGCGGCUCCCAGUGGGUUUGGACGGGCAGCUCGGCUGUAGCUCAGUCCACUGCCCGCUUACUCAGCGUAUCUCAGCGUGUGUCCCGCCGGGCGAGAGGCGCCACACCGUAAAGUUCACUCCACGUCCCACCACUCGAUUUCAAAAUCCUCCCACUCACACGUCUACAAGUCCCUUCAC
Messenger RNA from Callorhinchus milii (elephant shark), 1019 nucleotides. It is a transcript of the gene bcl2l16, whose product is annotated as BCL2 like 16. Gene Ontology annotation, biological process: extrinsic apoptotic signaling pathway in absence of ligand; intrinsic apoptotic signaling pathway in response to DNA damage; regulation of apoptotic process. NCBI's taxonomy places the organism in Eukaryota, Metazoa, Chordata, Chondrichthyes, Chimaeriformes, Callorhinchidae. The record is from RefSeq and is a predicted model, not a curated record. Gene Ontology annotation, molecular function: protein heterodimerization activity; protein homodimerization activity. Gene Ontology annotation, cellular component: mitochondrial outer membrane. The coding region runs from base 49 to 768 and encodes 239 amino acids. The transcript is spliced from 2 exons.